UCAUUUGUGACAUCACAGCCUCUGGGGACAGCAGGGUGGCUGGCAAGUGCCCCCAGCCGUUCCGUGCCCAGAGCCCCUGCAGACCUCGGUGUGCAGAGACGUCCAGAGCCUGUGUGGUGGUGGCAGCUCCUCCUGCGCACCACCAUGGCUGGCCAGGGCGGCUCCUGGAUGCUGCAGGUGUACCUGCUGGCGCUCCUGGUCCAUCCCCUCGACCCCUCCAGCCGUCCUGAGCGGGGCACCUCGGGCCUGCUUCCCAAGGAGCUGGAGCUGCAGGACACGGCCAAUGAGGCCGGCCCGUGGGGGGACCUGGCGCUGCUGUUCUGGACCUGCUUCCUGGGAGACGUGCUGGUCGCGGGCGUCGUCCUGGGCUGCUGCUGCCUUGGCAGAAGGUUCUGGAGACGCCGCAGAAAGGAGCAGUGCCGGGACCAUUCGGGCCGUGCCGGGGCCCGCUGCCGCUGCUGCCGGGGCCGCGGCUGCCCCACGACGCUGAUGCAGCUGCUGAGGCAGAACCGCGCCCUGCUGCAGCUGUGCCUGAACCACCCGCCCCGCAGGGCCCCGGGCCGAGGGAGAAGCGCCGGGGCCGUCGGAGAGAGGAGAGUCCGCUCCCACUCAGCGCCGAGUUCCAUCGCGGCGCGGAGCUCCGGGGCCUGUGUGACCAGCGGCAUCCCCAUCUCCAGAGCUGGAGACACCCCAGCCUCAGUCCCGCGUUUCCCGACACCUCUCCCAAAAGAAACUGACAUUUCCUUUAGUGUUCCCCUUCUAGAAGUUCAAGUAUUUUAAGCAUAAGUUUCCUACCCCGUUGUAUUCUAGUAUUUUAGGCAUAAGAUUCUUACCCCAUAGUAUUUUAGUCCCCCUGUUGUUAUAAAUGAAUUUGUUUUAGUAGGAAGGAUUAAGGAUAGUUAAUUGUUGUAAAUAAAUUGUUAGUGUAAUGAAUUGUUGUAUUAUAAUGAAUUGUUAUAAUUAAUAUAAUAAAUUAAAAAGUUAUAUGAAUUGUUAGUUAUGUGUGUGUAGCUGUCAAUCCAGAGAAAGGGGAAGGGCUGUAUCCAAGAGUGAUGACACCAGCUCAGCUUGUGAUUGGGAGAGCCAACCAGGCAAUGGUGCCUUAAGCUUCUGGAAUGAUUGGCCAGGAAUGCACCACCGUACA
Molecule: messenger RNA, 1144 nt
Organism: Taeniopygia guttata (zebra finch)
Lineage: Eukaryota; Metazoa; Chordata; Aves; Passeriformes; Estrildidae
Source: RefSeq, a predicted model, not a curated record